This is a messenger RNA of Passer domesticus (house sparrow), 3140 nucleotides long. RefSeq names its product ring finger protein 41 (gene RNF41). Gene Ontology annotation, molecular function: ubiquitin protein ligase activity; zinc ion binding. Gene Ontology annotation, biological process: protein ubiquitination. Lineage: Eukaryota; Metazoa; Chordata; Aves; Passeriformes; Passeridae. Bases 270 to 1223 code for a protein of 317 amino acids. The transcript has 7 exons. Gene Ontology annotation, cellular component: endoplasmic reticulum tubular network. The record is from RefSeq and is a predicted model, not a curated record.
GGCACUUCCGGUGCGGCACUUCCGGCGCGGCGGGGCCGGGCGGCGGCACCGGGAGGAGGCCGCGGCCGCCGCUGAGCCCCGAGCGGCCCCGAGCGGCCCCGAGCGGCCCCGAGCGGGCCGGGCCCGCCCCCCGCGCUCGGCGCUGCAGGACCGGGAGAGGAGAGGGAAAAAUGGGAGAAGUCUGGGAGGAAUUCCGCGCGGAGAGCGAGGCCCCGCGCGCUGCCAGCAGCUCUUCUGCCGCGCGAGGGUUCUGGCGCCGGUGACGAGCGAUGGGGUAUGAUGUGGCACGCUUCCAGGGGGACGUGGACGAGGACCUGAUCUGCCCCAUCUGCAGCGGGGUCCUGGAGGAGCCGGUGCAGGCCCCGCACUGCGAGCACGCCUUCUGCAAUGCCUGCAUCACGCAGUGGUUCUCGCAGCAGCAGACGUGCCCCGUGGACCGCAGCGUGGUGACGGUGGCCCACCUGCGCCCGGUGCCGCGCAUCAUGCGGAACAUGCUCUCCAAGCUGCAGAUCACCUGCGACAACGCCGUCUUCGGCUGCACGGCCGUCGUGCGCCUCGACAACCUCAUGGCUCACCUCAACGACUGCGAGCACAACCCCAAGCGCCCCGUCACCUGCGAGCAGGGAUGCGGGUUGGAGAUGCCCAAGGACGAGCUGCCCAACCACAACUGCAUCAAGCACCUGCGCUCGGUGGUGCAGCAGCAGCAGACGAGGAUCGCCGAGCUGGAGAAAACCUCGGCCGAGCACAAGCACCAGCUGGCAGAGCAGAAGAGGGACAUCCAGCUGCUCAAGGCCUACAUGAGGGCGAUCCGCAGUGUCAACCCCAACCUGCAGAACCUGGAGGAGACCAUCGAGUACAACGAGAUCCUGGAGUGGGUGAACUCUCUGCAGCCGGCGCGGGUGACGCGCUGGGGCGGCAUGAUCUCCACGCCCGACGCCGUGCUGCAGGCCGUCAUCAAGCGCUCGCUGGUGGAGAGCGGCUGCCCGGCGUCCAUCACCAACGAGCUGAUCGAGAACGCCCACGAGCGCAACUGGCCGCAGGGGCUGGCCACGCUGGAGACGCGCCAGAUGAACCGGCGCUACUACGAGAACUACGUGGCCAAGCGCAUCCCCGGCAAGCAGGCCGUGGUGGUGAUGGCCUGCGAGAACCAGCACAUGGGCGAGGACAUGGUGCUGGAGCCGGGGCUCGUCAUGAUCUUCGCUCACGGGGUGGAGGAGAUCUGAGGAAAAUUCACCUUGGGAUGGCACGGGGUGGCCUGGACUUUUUGGGUUUGUGAUUUUCGUUCACGGAGUGGAGGAGAUCUGAGAAAAAUUCGCCUUGGGAUGGCAGGGGGUGUCCUGGACUUUUUCCCUCAUGGCAUGGAGGAGAUCUGAGAAAAAUCCACCUAGGGGCAGUAGGGGUUUCCUGGACUUUUAGGGUUUGUGAUUUUCGCUCACGGAGUGGAGGAGAUCUGAGGAAAAUUCGCCUUGGGAUGGCAGGGGGUGUCCUGGACUUUUUCCCUCAUGGCAUGGAGGAGACCUGAAAAAAAUCCACCUUGGGAUGGCAGGGGUUGCUGGACUUUUAGGGUUUGUGAUUUUCCUUCAUGGCAUGGAGGAGAUCUGAGAAAAAUCCACUUUGGGAUGGCAGGGGGUGUCCUGGACUUUUUCCCUCAUGGCAUGGAGGAGAUCUGAGAAAAAUCCACUUUGGGACAGCAGGGGUUUCCUGGACUUGGGUUUUUUGCUCAUGGUAUGGGGGAGAUCCAAAAAAAAUCCAUCUUGGGACAGCAGGGGUUUCCUGGACUUGGGUUUGUGAUUUUCGCUCACGGAGUGGAGGAGAUCUGAGAAAAAUUCAACUAGGGAUGGCAGGGGGUUCCUGGACUUUUUCCCUCAUGGCAUGGAGGAGAUGUGAAAAAAAUCCACCUUGGGAUGGCAGGGGUUUCCUGGAAUUGGGUUUUUUUGCUCAUGGAGUGGAGGAGAUCUGAGAAAAAUUCACUUUGGGACAGCAGGGCUUCCUGGACUUGGGUUUUCCUUCAUGGCAUGGAGGAGAUGUGAAAAAAAUCCACCUAGGGACAGCAGGGGUUUCCUGGACUUGGGUUUUUCGCUCAUGGUAUGGGGGAGAUCAAAAAAAAAUCCGUCUUGGGACGGCAGGGGUUUCCUGGACUUGGGUUUGUGAUUUUCGCUCACGGAGUGGAGGAGAUCUGAGAAAAAUUCAACUAGGGAUGGCAGGGGGUUCCUGGACUUUUAGGGUUUGUGAUUUUCCCCCAUGGCAUGGAGGAGAUCUGAGAAAAAUCAAUGGUUCCACCACCUCAGGAUGGUGGGGGUUUCCUGGGGUUGGAUUUUUAGGGGUUGUGAUUUUUGAUCAUGGCGUGGACAUCCCAAAAUAAUCCUCAGGACAAUGGGGGUUUCCUGGACUCGGAUUUUUGGGGUUGUGAAAAAAAUCCACCUCAGGACAAUGGGGGUUUCCUGGACUUGGAUUUUUGGGGUUGUGAAAAAAAAAACACUUCAGGACAUUGGGGGUGUCCUGGACUCGGAUUUUUGGGGUUCCCCCCUUGAUUGGACCCGUUAGGAACCCAGCUCAGCCGUUUCAAGGAGAGGAGGAGUGGGGGCUCCAGGCACUGCCAGACCCCUCGGGGGUCCCCCAAAUCCCAGCCUUGCUGCCCAGCAAGCUCCAUCCUCUGCAGUUUCCACCUGGCCUGGUGUCCCCAAGCCUGGGGUGAGGGGUCCUUGGCCUUGGGGACCCUCCUGUGAGGGGUCCUUGGCCUUGGGGACCCUCCUGUGCCCCCCACUUCGUGCAUGCCCCAUUCCCUGGGAUCAUCUCCCACCUCCUCCCAGUCCAUUUUUGGCUCUGCUUUCUCCACCCUUGGUGUUAUUUUUCCACACACUCGUGAUUGUGGUUCUGUAUUUUUUUUUUUUGUACUUUAAUUUUUUUUUUUUUACUUUUUCUUAUUUUUACUCCCCCUUUUUAUUUGAUUUUCCAAGUACCCUGGGCAGGCCCCUCUGGCCUGAGUCUGUGGGACUCGUUGGGAAUUUAAUUUAUUUGCAUUUAUUUUGAUUUUUUUUUUUUUUUUUUUUUACCAUUGUUUCUCCUCCGGUGUCGGUCCCGGCAGAUCCGGCGGGAGGCAGGGAUUGAAGUGAUCAAUAAACAGAAUUCUGGUUGCUUUA